AAUCCUUUCAUUUCGGCCGGAUAUUUCGGUGUGGACAGACGUUCAGCUCCCAAAUUUCAAAUUGCAAUCAUGGUAUACCUUGUUAGGAAUAAAGCGGAUCUCGACCAACAGCUUGCCCUGGCCGAGAACAAGCUAGUAGUAAUAGAUUUCUAUGCCACUUGGUGCGGACCGUGCGAAAUUAUUGCACCCAAAUUGGAGGAGUUGGCCGAGCAGUAUUCGGAUCGUGCGGUGGUGCUCAAGGUGGAUGUGGACUUUAACGAGGACAUUACAGUGGAUUACAUGGUGUCCAGCAUGCCAACCUUUGUUUUCAUUAAAGGUGGCGAAGUUCUAGAAGUUUUCGUCGGUGGAAACUCGGAAAAGCUGGCCAAAUCAAUGGAGAAAUAUGUUGCUGAUGUGGAUGCCACCGAGCGUUUGUCCAAUCUUCUGGAAACCGAGGACUCGUCCAGUGCCGAGCCAAGUACCUCCCCCAGUACCAGUGUUGAGAAUGUGAUCAUAUCCGAGCUGUCCGAGAACGAUAAGGAGGCCGUCUUUGAGAAUUAAAAAACACAAAAUACACAAUGGAAUGGUGCAACACCGAACAAACUAAAACACUAAUAACCCGAAAAGACGAUAACAAAGUUCCUCAAAUAUGAGAUGUUAUAAGAUUGAUGUUAUGACGGACGGAGGGUCUUUUCCUCCUGGAGUCUACCAUUGAUCCACAAAAUAUCAUGAUUUUGAUAUUUCGAAUUACAACUUUAAACACUAAACAAAAAACUGUAAAACAUAUUUAUCCUGUUUCAAAAAUUACAUGGAAAUAUGUACAAUCGAAUGCUGCUCGAUUUCCAUAUCAAUUCAUGCCUUCACAUGGUUGUUACUCUGCACACAGAAUCAAGUACAAAUAAUUAGAAAAUAAAUAUAUUAAACUUAUAACAAAAUA
Molecule: messenger RNA, 916 nt
Organism: Drosophila eugracilis
Lineage: Eukaryota; Metazoa; Arthropoda; Insecta; Diptera; Drosophilidae
Product: thioredoxin-2
Exons: 3
Coding region: 70-540 (156 amino acids)
Source: RefSeq, a predicted model, not a curated record